Molecule: messenger RNA, 1086 nt
Organism: Hordeum vulgare subsp. vulgare (domesticated barley)
Lineage: Eukaryota; Viridiplantae; Streptophyta; Magnoliopsida; Poales; Poaceae
Product: BTB/POZ and MATH domain-containing protein 2-like
Exons: 3
Coding region: 1-1086 (361 amino acids)
Biological process (GO): protein ubiquitination
Molecular function (GO): protein binding
Source: RefSeq, a predicted model, not a curated record
AUGCCGAGGACGACCAACGAUGAGGGGAUAGGACCGGGGCGGAUCCCGACGGCUGGGACCGGCGGCCUGCUCGGGAGGUCUCAAGGCGGCGACGCGACAUGGCCUGUGGACAGCAGCAGCAGCUCGGGGCACCGGGCUGGCUCGCGGAGGCGGCCGACUGAUGGCUGGCGUGCGGUGGCGAUCGGCGGUUGGCCGAGCCGACGGUCAACGGGGCAGGCGCGGGACCUGGAUCUCGUCCAGACCGGGAGGGGAGGAGGUGCUGGCGGCGACGACUUGCGGUGGCUGCGCGCAUCGACGGUGGCGCUCCGGCCGGCGUGGAGGGAGGUCGGCGCGGAGGAGCUUCGUAGGUGGAGGCACUCGGGGUCGGCGGGGCAGCGGCCGGUGGAGCUGCGCCUCACGCUCAGGGAGGAGCCGACCAAUGAAGGGCCGUGGGGUUACUCUCGGCUCAUCAUGAGGGCUGAUCUGGAGAGAUUAGGUCACGUGUCGUCGGACAACGGUGGUUUCAGUCUCCAUGAUCUCGGCCAGCUCCUCUCCUCCGGUGAAGGGGCGGACGUCACGUUCGAGGUCGGCGGUGAGACGUUCGCCGCACACAGGUGUAUCCUCGGUGCUCGUUCCUUCGUCUUCAGGGCAGAGCUUCUGGGACCAAUGAAGGAGAGCACAUCAACGUGUGUGCAGAUUGAGGACAUGGAGCCAAAAGUAUUCAAGGCAUUGCUUCAUUUCAUCUACACCGACUCGCUGCCUGAGAUCGACGAGGCUGAAGCGCUAGAGAUGAUCCAGCAUCUGCUUGUUGCCGCGGACAGGUACGGCCUCAAGAGACUAAAGUUGACCUGUGAAGAGAAACUAUGUAGUUACAUCAACACUACCACAGUGGCCACUACGUUGGCACUCAGCGAGCAACAUGCUUGUCCUGCACUCAAGGAGGAAUGCUUGAGAUUCCUCGAGUCCAGUAACAAUAGCACGCUGGAUUUGAUCACACGGAGUUCUGACUUUGAGCAUCUGGCAACAAGUUGCCCGUCUAUUAUGAAGGAGCUAAUUCCCAAACUUGCUCGUAAACCCCCUUUUGUAAUAAAUUAUAGCAACAUGUAG